Symbiodinium sp. CCMP2592 is the source of this 7122-nucleotide messenger RNA. The record is from the annotation of a GenBank genome assembly. Lineage: Eukaryota; Dinophyceae; Suessiales; Symbiodiniaceae.
AUGGACCCUGAGUUCGCUGAUUUGCUCAUUGAGCAGCGACCACCCGUCCGAUUGUGGCUCGACGGGUUGGGAGUCUCAUCAGCUUCUGAUCUCCGCCACUUUUGGGCAUCCGCUGGCGAUCUGGCCGAAGAGUGGACUGCUGGGCCCGGCAAGACAUUAGAUCCUGACAUUGCUCUGGAGGUCGUUGCUCUUUAUCAGAAAGCCAAGUCUAGGGCGGAGUCUGCCUUACGUUCGACUGUGCGAAAGCUGACCCUGGAAAGGCAGUCCAGAUUCGAACCAAGCAGCUCCGUUAAGAGAACUUCUGAUGUUUCGCUGCCCCUCGCGACCCCUAAGGCUAAGAUAUUGAUUCCGCACCGGCACGCAGCAGCACCUGUGCCCGUUAUCACAGUUGCCGAUUCGGGGGCACAACCUGUGAUCAGUAUUCAAGAACAGAAGCCGAAGAAACUCCUUGCGCUGUUUAUGCUGGCUUGCGAGGUUUUCCUCAGCCUGGCGGACGUGGGGGCCCAGGGCCUCGAUUGGUCGGAUGCAUCGGCUGUAGCUGAAGUCGCAGGUCGUGCCAUGGUCGGGGCGCAGAGACUUUCAGUUCGGCGCAUUAGUGGGCUAGCGGCUACACUUAGGCGCUGGAAGUCUUUUGCUAAUGACUUGGGCCACGACAUUUCUGUGCUGUCUCCUGAUCGGGUCUCUCAGUUCCUGCUCAGGGUGAGUCAGGGAGGACCGACAGCAGCAUCUGCUGUGUUCGCUGGGUUUCGAUGGUUCAAUGAAAACUUGGGGGCUGGUUUCCCUCUGUCCCAUUUUCUUGUAAAACCUUUCCGCUUUCAUGCGGUCGGCCAUACAGCAAAGCAAGCGGCCGAGCUUCAGCCGUGGGAGUUUCUAAAUCUUGUCCGGAUUUGCAGCGAGCUGACAGGUACGCCGAGGGUGCUUGCCCUCUUUGUGCUGCAGGCCGCGGUGUCGUGUAUCCGCUUUGAACACUUCGGCCGAUCUGUGCUGCUGAAGGAUCACGGUUCUUGGUUAGAAUUUCGAUGUUCCGAGGGCAAAUCGCGCAAGAAGGGGAUUCGCCCGGCUUACAAUUGGGCCACCCCGGCUCUUAGGUUGUAUGGCGUUGAUUUAACAACUGAGCUCCGAGCUUUCUUCAAGAAUGAGGCCUUGCCGGAAUCUCAAUUUUUGUGGCCGGCAAUUCAGCUCUCGCGACAUGACCUUUGGCAGGUCACAGAAUCCUGUCCUUUCUUGCUUGAUCGGAAGCUUUCGGGGCCACGCUUUCUGGAGGUUUUUCGGGGUUUGCUUUGUCGGUGUGGGGUUCCACCGGCAGCAGCGGCCGUUGCGGGAUUUAAUCGUCUUCGACGCUUCCUGCCGACAGGCGCUCAGAUCUUGCACUUGCACCCUCAGGAAGCCCAGGCGAUUGGAUCUUGGGUUGAGAUGCCGUCGGCCGGCCCCGGGACGGACGCAGCUCAGCCGGCCCGACGGGUUGAUCUCAUGUCUACGCACUACUCAGGAGAACGAGUGUUGGCUAGCAUGAGGGCUAAAGAUAAGGUUUUGCGUCAGGUCGUGCGACACGACAUGGCCAAGGCUUCGAGCCUUCUCCCGAUUGAUGCGCUCAGGUCGUCUCGUGCCUUGGUGCAGGCAGAGCGCUUUCACUCAGGACCCGUCUUCGACGGGUUGUCAGUCUUCGCUGCUGUGCGCAAGUCGUGCCUCCGAUCCCUCCAACUUGUUGCUGCCAUGUCGGGCGCAGCUCGCGUUGACCUGCAGGCUUCGGACAAAGGUCUUGCAUCAUGUAUGGCCAUGUGCAACGUUACUCGAGCCUGGGCCGACGCUUUCAUUGGGCACCAUCGCCUGGAGUCGUUAGAGGACUUUAUCUACAUCGUGGACCGCUCCAAGUGGGAAUCCUCGCUGAAGGAACUGGCCGAUGAGGUUGCACCUUUGAAGGACAAUCGCCUUGCCUUAGCCCGUCUGAAGGCCGCCUACGAGUCGGGUCAUGCUGCUAUACAGAAUGCCCAAGCAGUUGAGAAGUCUGAUGUCUCUGACCUUGAUCAGCCGAUCCCUGAGAACUACUUCCAGCAACUGGAUCAGGAGUGGAAGCGCUCCUAUGGCAUUCGUAUCGAAGCACAUCUUGAUCCUUGUGACGCGCUGCGGGGGCGCAUUUGGCGGGAGCUCAGGAGGCGCACACUGACCCUCCUAGACAUGCGAAAAGUCAAGUCUGUGGUCGGCGGGUCGUCGCCCUUGGAUGAGGAGCGUAUCACCCUGGAAGGGGGAGUGAGCCUUCAGUUCGCAAAGGAGGGCUACAGCUCCCCGAAAAACACUAUCGAGUACUACCUGAGGCUGCGGACUCUUUGCUACGCCUGGGCCUUCUGUGGUAACUUCAAGCAGAAGUGCUUGGAUGGCACCGAUCGCCUGGUCAUGCCGUUGCAGGUGGCCCUGGAUUACGCGGACUUCGCUCUCCGCCAUACCUCAUCGUAUGGCAACGGGGCCCUGCCAUGGCUGCAGAGAAACGACACACUUACGCGUGGUAACAUGUGCGCUAAGGUGAGGCGGGGGCUUACGGCGGCCGUUGCCUUGGAGGAGGCCCUCCGUGAAACUCACUUGGAGUGGAGGUCGCCAGGUGCUCGGAUGUCUGAGCCUUCCCAAGUGUUGGAGACUCCCGAGCGGCCGCUCAAGCGCAAGCAUCCAGACCUGGCCACAACGCCCCCACCGCCACCGGCGCCAUCGGGAGGCCGCGUGGUCACGGUGAGCAUGGCGAAGGGGGAGGGCCCAGCACACGUGUGUGAGGCCAUGGCUGAUUCGAGACUUCUGGAUGUGGUGACAGGAGCCCGAGGUGAUUCAUCAGUCGUGGCCGAGUCACUGGUCCAGAGAGCUGACUUCUCAGAGGCAGCAUGCUUGUCUCUUCUUCAGCUGAUGUUCCCAGUGCCGACUCAAAACCGGCGUUGUGAGGUCUUAGGGGACAGUGAUGUUGUGCAUUACUUUGUGCUCGGGGUGUUCUCCCGGCCCGGUGCCACUGGUGUCACAACAAAGACCCGCCAGUCUUCUGCUGAAGUGAGGUACCUGAAUAUGUGGAUGAGGCGCCGAUUCCCUGGGCAGCAGUGGCUCAGUAUCGCUAUUUCCCAUAAUCAGGUCGCACUGCCACAUACUGACGACAGGAAUGCCGAGGGCUCUCUUAACCAUUCGGUUUGUUUGGGGGAUUUUCAGGGCGGACAGCUGUGGCUCGCCGAUGAGCGCGACGGUGAUGUGGCCCUGACUCUGCCAGGCACCGACCGGACUGUGAUGGGCAAAGCCGUGAACAAUCAUGGUUCAGGUUUUUCCUUUUGUCCUCGAAGGCUCCAUGCUUCUUUGCCGUGGUCGGGUGACCGCUGGGCAGUUACGGGAUUCACACCUUCCAAUGUUCAGGGUUUGUCUGAGGCGGAUCGCCGUCUGCUUCUGAACCUCUUGUUUCCCGGCCCUGUUUCCCCCGAUCAUAAUUCGGCUUGGUCUCGGGUUGUCAAGGCCAGUUGCCCCGCGAAGGAUACACUUCAUGGGGACAAUGGUCCGUCAGGCACCCCCCGUAAGGUGGAGUUGUCCGACGGUGCGGACUCCUCAGGUACGAGCAAUGCUAGUCAGGAGCAGCAGUCCAGUCAAAACCGCCUUAUGAGCCCUUCGCUUCCCGAUGUUCAGGCGCUGGCAAGUCGUAUGGCUGCGGCUCGCCCGGUCACAUGGCGGGGUUCGGGUGAUCUGCUCCAAAUUCCCGGUCUUAGGCCGCCUAGUGGGGCGUGGCUCGUGCUUGACCUUUGGGCUGGUUUUUCAGGGUUGUGCAUUGCGCUGCUCUCUUUGGGGCUUCACUUCUAUGGGCUCGCUGCGGAAUCUUCAGCCGAAGCUCGUGAAUGUGCCCGGAGUGUGAUGCCAUCCUUGGUGCAUGUCCCUGACGUGCAAUGUGUUUCAGUGGAGGCGCUCCUCCCCCUUGUGCAUCGCCGUAAGCUUCGCGGAAUAAUUGUGGGGGGCGGAAGCCCAUGCCAGCCAAACUCUGCACUGAACGGAAACAGGAAGGGCUUGCGGGACCCACGAGGCCAUGCUCCGUUUUUUCUGCAGAAGCUUGUGCGAUCUCUUCUCGAGCAUGAGGCUUUCAAGCAUUUGGAAGUGAUUUGUUUCCUUGAGAAUGUUGCGAGUGCUCCUCACGAGGUCGUGUGUCAGUACUCCAAGUGGCUGGACUGUCAGCCCGUGCGAGCCGAUGCUGCCUCGUAUGGUUGGACGUCUAGGAAUAGGCUUUACUGGCUCAGGGGACGCAACCGCUCUUUGACUUCUGCUGAGCCGCCCGCCGGGUGGUCGUGGUUCCACGAGCCCGGUGUCCCCGUGACCUUGUGCUAUGAGGUGAAGAAGCCUAUACCGCCCCGCAUUCAUUUUCAGGACGGGUUCCAGUGGAUCUCGGACCCGUUGGCGGUGAUGAACGGACAAGCGCCUGCGGGUUUUACUUUCACACGGGAGUUCUUUCAUCCUACGGACUUAGUGCACACAGUUUCUCCUGAUGCGGCAGCCCGUUUCAGUCAGGACUCCCAGAGGUUCCCGCCAGGGGCUUACGAGGCCCACUCAUUGGUGUGGCGGCGCACCGAUUGGAGGCAGCCAAAUCCUUCCGAACGGAGUCAAAUGCUGGGGGUCCCAGCCGCGGCUACAGAGGCGGUGCAAGGCCCUCCGGCAAAGCGGGUGCAAGCGCGGAAUUCCCUGCUGGGGAACGGGUUUCAUGUUCCCUCCAUAAUGGUUCUGUUUGCAAUGUUGCCCCAGCUUUGCGACUCCCGCUGUCAAAUCCCUCGCACAUGCUCGGAUCCCUUGAGAGGUCGGCUUGUGAAUACGGUUUGGGAGCCAGGUCGACUCUCAUCAUUUCCAGGGCUCUUGGAUGCUCAUGAGGUGACCGAACAUAUGCGCUCACAACUUCGGAAUUGUCAUGUGCACGACUCGGUCUGGAAAUCUUGUGAGUGCCGACUGGCGGCUUGUGAUUUGCCUCUUAUGCAGGCCUUUGCUGCUUGGCAGUGUAUGCGAGGGAUGGACCAUACGUUUCUUCCUCCUGCACUCUUGCAUGCUCGCACUCGAUCACGCAUUUACGCCGGCAACUCCGGUCAAAGGUAUUCCUCGGAACACGCGAAGGGGCUUGAUCACUUGUUGCCACCCGGUUUGGGGAAAGAAGAGCACAUGCGCCAGUCCUUGGAGUUGUCUUCGCCCUUCGAGGCGACGCCAUGGCCUGACGAUGACGUCCAGUUCGUGGCUUACUCGAUUGCGGUGUGGAGAGAUGAACUCCCUGUGUUGGCCCAGCGCCAGCGCCGUGUCUUGCAGACCUUGCAACAGGCGGUGGAGCCUUUGCGCACCGCGCUGCAAAAGCUGCUGUGUCCUAGCGCACUCAAGGUAUCUCCUGACAAGAAUGCGGCUUUCGUGGCUCUGCUGACGGCGAUUCUUCGUUGGCCCGAUCAUGGUCAGGCCGAGUGCUUCGUUCAUGGCUUCCCCAUUGUCGGUGAGGUCGCUUUUUCGGGAGUCUUCAGGCCCGUUGGGUCUGGACAGGCGGAUACAACUGAGACUGUAGAAGAUUGGCUGCUGCGUGAUGGCCAGCAGGCUGUUGACUCCCUGCUUCAUUCGCCACCGCCGAGGUGUGCGACGGAGAUUCUGGAGCAAACACAGCAAGAGCAGGCCAAAGGUUUCUGUAGCCAGUUUUACACUCGCGCUGAAGUGGAUGCACUAUUCGGGCGCGGGCGGUGGAGGCCCAUGGAGCGUUUUCUAUUGGUCCAGGGUGACAAUAAGAAACGCCUUGUCGACAACUGCCGAAAAACUGAGCACAACCAGCACGCUUCCUUGUUCGAAACGAUCCACACGGUCAGCAUCGACUUUGUCGCGACUUGCAUUCGAGACACCUUCAAUUUUUUGAGGCGUCAUGAUUGUGACCCGGGGAGCGCUGACUGGUUGGCGACCCGUCUGGGCACGGACGAUUUGCCUGAUGCCUAUCGAGGACACCCCGUGUCGGAUCGGCACCUUCCCUUGAGUGUGGUUGCAAUCUACGUGCCGGCAACGGGAUGGCGAUUCACAAUCUUGUAUGGCCUCGCAUAUGGAUUGGAGGCGGCCGUGGUGGCCUUCAACCGGCUGCCAAUGCUAGGUGUCGCUGCGGCCCGGCGGUGCACUUCGGCCAUGUGCGCCGCGUACUUCGAUGACGAGUUGUCAGUCGAGUUUCUCCUCUGCCAGGAUGUUUCUAGGUUGGGGUUGCACCUUUGCUUUCGGUUGCUAGGUAGUCCCCCUCAACUUGCCAAACAUUUCCCUCCGGCGGCAAAUCGGCACUACUUGGGCACAUCCGUGCAUGUGGGAUCCGCGAACUUGAGUUUGCAGGUACGCUUUCAGCCAAAGUUCCUCACUCGCUGUAAGGUCUUGCACAGCCUGGAUACUAUCCUGGCGGCCGGCGUUUUGGAUCGCGAUGGCGCAGGCAAACUUAGACGUGACUUGCAGUGGCUCUUCUCCAUGGUCUCUGGUCAUGCGGGGAAGAUCGCAGCACCGACUCUGGCUCGCCAUCAGAAGGGAGAUGAUCCGUCUUUGACCCCCGCGUCUAGGAGUGUUUUGAUUGCCCUCAGGCACAUGAUCUCUCACGCCACGCCCAGGGACGUGGAUGUCUCCCAGAAGUGCAAGCCUGUCACCACGGUUUACACGGACGCCUCCUUUGAGGACCAUGAGCUGCGAGUUGGGUGGGUGAUCUUUCCGCCUGCUCCACUCCGUCCGUCAGCUGGGACGUGUGUCGUUCCUCCUGAGGCCAUCCGUGAGUGGAAGGAGCGCGAUCAACAAAUUUUUAUCGGUGAGACUGUGGCGGCUCUGAUCGUCCCGCUGCUACAGCCUGCCUUCUUCGAGCAGGCGGACGUUUUAUGGUUUAUCGAUAAUUCUGCUGCGGUGUCUACCACUAUCAAGGCAUCAUCUCGUCAAGAUGACGUGCAUGAAGUGGCAGUGGCUGCUGCUUGCGUGCGGGCACAGCUUCGCUGCCGCGCCUGGUUUGAAUGGAUAGACUCUGAAAGCAACCCAAGCGAUGGGUUGAGCAGACUGGGACUGCGCGACGACUGGAGUCGAUCUCAGAACUGGGAUCUCGUGGAAUACACGUUUCCGGCUAGCGCUUUUCGGACCCGGAUUCUCGAGUGGCUGCUUCAGUGA